Apodemus sylvaticus (European woodmouse) is the source of this 1442-nucleotide messenger RNA. RefSeq names its product three prime repair exonuclease 1 (gene Trex1). Bases 365 to 1402 code for a protein of 345 amino acids. Gene Ontology annotation, biological process: DNA catabolic process. The record is from RefSeq and is a predicted model, not a curated record. Gene Ontology annotation, molecular function: 3'-5'-DNA exonuclease activity; nucleic acid binding. Gene Ontology annotation, cellular component: cytoplasm. Lineage: Eukaryota; Metazoa; Chordata; Mammalia; Rodentia; Muridae. The transcript is spliced from 2 exons.
GAUCUGCCCUGAGGAAAAACCCUGCCCCUCUUCGGGAAUUACCCUGAGUCAUAGCUUUGGGCUGGGGCCAUGGGGGAAAACUUGUGUGGCCAAGGAGGCAGCCUUUUAGGAAGGCCUGGAUCAAGGACUGGGGAAAGGAAGCAAGGAAAGGCAGAGACUCCCAGGCAAGUUUGAAUCCUAGAGACAACCCAGUUUAAGUGAGUUGUCAGUGUUGGGGAAGUAGUCCAUUUUACCAACUAGCAGGAUCACAGAUCGGGAUCUAGGAAGGCCUUUGGAGUGCUUGGGGAGGGAGGGAGGAGCUUUGGCAGGAGGGCCUGGCCUGGCAGGCUAACCAGCAGGCGGGCCCUGUUCAGGAGGCAGGCCUAUGGGUGGACCCUGGCAGUUUUACUUCCUGAGCCACUGCUGCCGGCAGCAGAAGCAGUGGAGUGCCUUGCUGCCUGUUUCUCGGCUCAGCAUGGGCUCACAGGCCCUGCCCCAUGGCCACAUGCAGACCCUUAUCUUCUUAGACCUGGAAGCCACUGGCCUGCCUUACUCUCAACCCAAAGUCACAGAGCUGUGCCUGCUGGCUGUCCACAGACAUGCCCUGGAGAGCACCUCCGUUUCUGGGGGGCAGCCACCUCCAGUGCCCAAACCGCCCCGUGUGGUGGACAAGCUCUGUCUGUGCAUUGCUCCAGGGAAAGCCUGUAGCCCCGGGGCCAGUGAGAUCACAGGUCUGAGCACAGCUGAACUGGAAGCUCAUGGGCGUCAACGCUUCAAUGACAACCUGGCCAACGUGCUCCGAGCCUUCCUGCAGCGCCAGCCACAGCCCUGCUGCCUUGUGGCACACAACGGCGACCGCUAUGACUUCCCUCUGCUCCAGGCAGAGCUCGCUCUGCUGAGCAGUAGUCCUCUAGACGGCACCUUCUGUGUGGAUAGCAUCGUUGCCCUCAAGGCCUUGGAACAAGCCAGCAGCCCCUCAGUGCAUGGUGCAAGGAAAAGUUACAGCCUGGGCAGCAUCUACACCCGCCUGUACGGGCAAGCGCCGGUGGACUCACACACAGCUGAAGGCGACGUUCUAGCCCUGCUCAGCAUCUGUCAGUGGAAGCCACGGGCCCUACUGCAGUGGGUGGACAAACACGCCCGGCCCUUUAGCACCAUCAAGCCCAUGUAUGGCACUACAGCUACUACUGGGACAACCAGCCUAAGGCAAUGUGCUGCCACAGCUACGACACCCCUGGCCACAGCCAGGGUAAGUCCCAGCAAUGGCAGGAGCAGGAGCAGGCAACUGAAGGAUCCUCCUCCUGAGAAGGUCCCAGAAGCUUCAUCACGGGAGGGGCUGCUGGCCCCACUGGGCCUGCUGACCUUCCUGACCUUGGCAAUAGCCAUUCUGUAUGGACUCUUCCUGGCCUCUCCUGGGCAGUAAGUCAAAAGGGAAAAUAUGAUUAAUAAAGAUUCCCAUAGCA